CGCUGCUUUGACCUUUGAUCUCCAAAGUAUCAAAGCUGGAGGAAAGAUGGCAGACGUAGACUUCGGCGACAGUGAGCUCUUUGAGCAGCUAGAUCACUCCGAACCACCGACACCGACACACAUUCGCUUCACAGAUAACGAGGAAGAGCCGGAGGAGAUGAGCCGGCGCGCCAGACUGAAGGAGUAUCACGACUCCAUCAAGAGACUCACCGAGGAGAAUGCAGUUUUACGGAGACAGCUGAGCGUCCUCACACCACCAAGUGGCAUCACAAUUGAAGAUGUCAACACCGGCGGACCCCUUCUUCAAAUCCUUUAUGCGAACAACAGUAUUUCAAAGCAGUGUCGUCAAGAGAUUGAAGAUUUUAUCUAUAGUGUGAUACUGAAGCACCAGGGAACAGGACAUGAGAAGAAACAACCCCCCACCUGUGUCAAACCUCAGAGUUCAGCUUUUGCUAUGGAUGAAGAUCCACCAAGCUCAUCCUCAUACAGUGAAAAAGCAACACAAGCCUUUAAAGUGGUUGGAAGUGUGUCAUAUUUCACUUCUUUCUGUAUUGAUAAACUUGGGCAGCCUCUGGUCAAUGAAAACCCCCAGAUGACAGAUGGAUGGGACAUUCCAAUCUAUUCCCAGGUUUUUAACCAAGUACUCGGAACAAAUGGACAGGAAAUCGAAAUGAAAGACAAAAGACCCAAGUCCAUGUGUUUUAACUGUGGUUGCGGCGGUCAUCAGCUGAGGGAUUGUCCCAAGCCUAAAGACAUGGCUGCAAUCAAUGAGAGAAGAAAAGAGUUCAAUCAAAACAACAACCAAACCAUGCAGAGUAACCAGCGAUACCAUGCUGAUGAAGUGGAGGAGCGCUUUGCGAAAUACAAGCCUGGAGUCAUGAGUGAGGAGCUGCUGGCAGCACUGGGAAUUGAUGGCAACACCCUUCCUCCUCUGAUUUAUCGCAUGAGGCAGCUCGGCUACCCUCCAGGUUGGCUAAAGGAGGCAGAGAUGGAAAACUCUGGCCUAACACUAUACGAUGGAAAUGCACCAAAUAAUGGCAAUACAACGGAGAAUAGUAAAUCAGAAAACAUCUCUUAUGAUGUUUCCAAACUGCAAGAUUUCCCUGGCUUCAAUGUAGCUGCACCAGACAAAAUGAAAGAUGAAUUCAUGCAGUAUGGUUCAAUUCCACUGCAGAGCCACCAGAUAAAGCAAAACUAUGCAGCGUACCUGUCCAACAACUUUCCUAUGCCUGGUGACACCUGCAACAAGAGGCGCCGUGAAUCGGACUCUUCUCCACAGCCGAGGAAGAAAAAUAGGCCCAGUCCUGAUCAGAACUCCAGCAGGAGCUCAGAUAUGGAUAUCGAAUCAGAUCCAGGAACACCUUAUAACAGUCGCAGAGGUGACUUCAAGUUCCAAUCACCGCUUCCCCCAGGAUCUCCUUGCUUCAGUUCACCUCCUCCUUUACCCCACGGCACUCCUCCAGCUACACCCACUCCCCCCCCUCUCCCAAAAGGUACGCCUCCCCCUACUCCCAACAACGGUUCUCCAGCUCUGCGAGGGCAGAAUUGGGUCGUGGUUGAUGAUGCUGUGGAGGGGACAGAUGAUGAGCUGACAUUAGAGGAACUGGAGGAGCAGCAGAGGCUGAUUUGGGCGGCUCUAGAAAAUGCUGACACUGCCACAAAUAGUGACUGUGACACACCUACUAUGGGAACACCUAUACCCAGUUCACCGAGCGUGUUGACACCUGUGCAUGUCGACACAGAAACAGAAGAGGCUGAAAAAGCAAUGGACACAGAUAGACCUCUAGAAACUGGCCAAAGUAGCCCAAAUCUAAGGGAACCAGAAAAUCAAGAACUUUGCCCUCAGAGCCCUGGACCAAUCAAAGCUGAGGAAGAUAGCCCUCAGAGCCCUCAUCCAGUCAAAUCUCAAGACGACACCCCUCAGAGUCCUGGUCCAAUCAAAUCCCAGCAAGACAACCCUCAGAGUCCUGGUCCAGUCAAAUCACAGGAUGACAACCCACAGAGCCCCGAACCACUCAAAGUCCAAGACGACAGCCCUCAGAGUCCUGGUCCUGUCAAAUCCCAGGAUAACAAUCCACAGCGCCCUGAUCCAGAUUUCUCUAACAGGGAUGCUGAUGAUGACGCUUCUCUUAAGCAUGAUGAGAAGAUAACAGCUGUUCCUCACCGCAGCAAGUUUGCUGCUGGCAUUGUUCCAUUUGAAGAUACACCAGAAUACACUGAAGUUGCUGAAGCCACAGGGACGUACCUUAGAAUCAGGGACUUGCUUAAAGGUUCCCCUCGAAAUUUGGCAAAGAAAAAAGAAUAAUUGUAUAUCUUGACUUGGACACAUGAAUAUGUGACUAUUUUUUUAACCGAAAAAAUAUUUUCAUUUUCGUCCCCAGCCUAUCAAGCAUGUCUUUUUUAGCAGUUAGUCAAGUUAAAAUGAAUUUGUAAACAUACAAUGUGGGAGGGGCAGUGGCAGAUGAUGCAACAGCAUUGUUUUGUAGAUUUUGACUUAUUAGUCUCCAUCAUUUUAAAGUAGUAGUGUAACUGCGGCUCUUGAGUUUAUUGUAUAAUUUGUAAAAUGGCAAUUUCAUGAUAUGUAUUAAUAUUCAUAUGUUGUUUAAAAGGCUUUUUCUAUUUUACUUCCUACUUGAAUUGCUUUAAAAUCUUCAAGUAAA
Paralichthys olivaceus (Japanese flounder) is the source of this 2660-nucleotide messenger RNA. The record is from RefSeq and is a predicted model, not a curated record. NCBI's taxonomy places the organism in Eukaryota, Metazoa, Chordata, Actinopteri, Pleuronectiformes, Paralichthyidae.